UUUUUUUCCUCCUGUGGCUCAUAACUUGCAUUUCUCUCCCCCACGUUGUCUAUCCGCCUCUCUAUCGAUUUUCUUUUCCUACUCCCGGUCGGUCAUCAGUCACAUUUCUUGAGCAUUUACCGUGUGCAGAGCCCUGUACGGUGUAGAGUUCAGUAUGUCGGAGUUGGUGGACACCUUCCCUCGCCACAAGGAGCUCAAUUCUAGAGGAAGUUUCUAGUUUUUCCAUCUUGUGCCAGAUGCAGGUGCUGCUCAAAAAUCUGUGCCUCGACUUCUGGUGGUGACUGGGGAUUGAGACUCUGGGAUACAAUGUCAACCCUUCGGGUCCGAACAAAGAAAAAACCAGCCCCUUUUGACCAGUCUCCUGACAAUCUUCCAUUGAGGAGUUCCGGAAGACAGGUGAAGAAAAAAGCCACGGAAGCAGCGGAUGACGAGGACGACGCCUCGGAGAAGAAGUACAGGAAGUGUGAGAAGGCGGGGUGCACCGCAACGUGUCCUGUCUGCUUCGCUAGUGCGGCCGAAAGGUGUGCUAAAAAUGGCUACACCUCGCGGUGGUAUCACCUGUCCUGUGGGGAACACUUCUGCAACGAAUGCUUUGACCACUAUUAUCGAAGCCAUAAAGACGGUUAUGAUAAAUACACUUCGUGGAAGAGGAUCUGGACUAGUAAUGGCAAAAGCGAACCCAGCCCCAAAGCUUUCAUGGCUGACCAGCAGCUUCCAUAUUGGGUGCAGUGCACGAGACCCGAGUGUGGGAAAUGGCGGCAACUGACCAAGGAGAUCCAGCUGACCUCCCAGAUGGCCAAGUCGUACCGAUGCGGCACCAAACCCAACACGUCGGUCAAGAUCGAGGGGCCUGACCAGUGUUCUCUCCCAGAGGAUCUCCGCGUGGCCGAAGUGUCCGACCACUGGUGGUACUCCAUGCUCAUCCUCCCUCCUCUCCUGAAGGACAGCGUGGCGGCCCCCUUCCUCUCCGCCUACUACCCCGACUGCGUGGGCAUGAGCCCUUCCUGCACCAGCACGAACCGGCUGCUCGGCGAGGGCCACCCCAUCAAGCUGGAGCACUGCAAGGCCGUCCCUAACGUGGUCGUUGCAGGGAUGAACCGGUACUUUCAGCCUUUCUACCAGCCCAACGAGUGUGGGAAGGCUCUCUGCGUACGGCCCGACGUGAUGGAACUGGACGAGCUCUAUGAGUUCCCGGAGUACUCCCGCGACCCGACCCUCUAUCUGGCCCUGAGGAACCUCAUCCUCGCUCUGUGGUAUACGAACUGCAAGGAAGCCCUCACCCCACAGAAGUGCACUCACCACAUCAUCGUCCGAGGGCUGGUGCGCAUUCGCUGUGUACAGGAGGUGGAAAGAAUACUUUAUUUUAUGACCAGGAAAGGGCUCAUCAAUACCGGGGUUCUGUCGGUCGGCCCCGACCAACAUCUCCUCCCCAAAGACUACCACAGCAAAUCCGUCAUCGUCGUCGGGGCUGGUCCCUCGGGAUUAGCGGCUGCUAGGCAACUGCAAAACUUCGGCAUUAAGGUCAUGAUCCUGGAAGCGAAAGACAGAAUUGGCGGCCGGGUGUGGGAUGAUAAAUCCUUCAUCGGGGUCACGGUGGGACGGGGGGCCCAGAUCGUCAACGGCUGCGUCAACAACCCGGUGGCGUUAAUGUGCGAGCAGCUCGGCAUCAAGAUGCACAAACUGGGGGAAAGGUGCGAUUUGAUCCAAGAAGGAGGGCGGAUAACUGACCCCACUCUCGACAAGCGCAUGGACUUCCACUUUAACGCCAUCUUGGAUGUGGUAUCCGAGUGGAGGAAAGACAAGACUCAGCUUCAGGACGUCCCUCUGGGAGAAAAGAUCCAGGAGAUCUACAAAGCCUUCAUUCAGGAGUCGGGCAUCCAGUUCAGUGAACUGGAGGAAAAGGUGCUUCAAUUUCAUCUCAGUAACCUGGAAUACGCCUGUGGCAGCAACCUCUACCAGGUCUCUGCCCGCUCGUGGGACCACAACGAGUUCUUUGCCCAGUUCGCUGGAGACCACACACUUCUGACACCAGGGUAUUCUGCUAUUAUUGAUAAAUUGGCUGAAGGUCUGGACGUUAGGCUUAAAUUUCCAGUCCGGAGCGUCGACUACAGCGGGGAAGAAGUCCAGGUCACCACCGCGGAAGGCACGGUUUGGACGGCUCAGAAGGUUCUGGUCACGGUGCCCCUGGCCCUGCUUCAGAAAGGGGCCAUCCAGUUCACCCCGCCGCUGCCGGAGCGGAAGGCCAAGGCCAUCAACAACCUAGGGGCGGGAGUCAUCGAGAAGAUUGCCCUGCAGUUUCCGUACCGAUUUUGGGACAGCAAGAUCCAGGGGGCUGAUUUUUUCGGGCACGUCCCCCCCAACUCCAGCAAGCGCGGGCUGUUCGCCGUGUUCUACGACAUGGAUCCCCAGAGUCAGACGAGCGUGUUGAUGUCCGUGGUGAGCGGGGAGGCCGUGGCUUCCAUCGGGAACCUGGACGACCAGCAGGUCCUGCAGGAGUGCAUGGCGACCCUCCGGGAGCUGUUCAAGGAGCAGGAAGUUCCGGAUCCCGUGAAGUUCUUCGUCACCCGCUGGAGCCAAGACCCGUGGAUCCAGAUGGCCUACAGCUUUGUGAAGACGGGAGGGAGCGGGGAAGCCUACGACAUCCUCGCCGAGGACGUCCAAGGGACAAUCUUUUUCGCCGGCGAGGCUACCAACAGGCACUUUCCACAGACCGUGACGGGAGCGUAUCUGAGCGGCGUCCGAGAAGCCAGCAAGAUAGCGGCCUUUUAGAUCGGAUCCCCUCCGUCCCGCCCGCGGUCUCUUCCUCCGGCCGGCCCCCCCUCGGCGUUGGCCGCCGGCCCCCUUCCCGCUCGGAGCCCGGACGUCCCGAGUCGAGAGGCCCCCGACGCGCGGGACCGCUGACCUCGGGAGGGACCGUUGGCACCCGGGCUGGGCCUCGCACCUCUCUCCCACCUCCGCCUCUCGCCCCAGGACUCGGCUCUCGGGCCGCUGCCCACGGGAGGGAGUAAAAUCGUUGAAAAGGGAGGAGGGGCCGAGGCAGUCGGAGACCGCGCGCAACCCAACGUCCUCUUCGGGGACGUGAAUCCUCAGUUUGCAGCCGGGCCUUUUCGGAUGGUCUCCCCGGCCGGGCCGGGUUGGCUCGGGCAGGCGGAGCCGCUCUUCGGAGCCGACGCCCAUCUUGGCUCGGGGGAACAGGCCGAAAACCCUCUGAACCACCUCAUUCUCGGCUGCUCGUUCGGAGGGAGCGUACCUUUCAGCUUAUGCCUUCUGUGGUUUGAAAGAAGGAAAAGAACGGCAUUUUCAAACUCCUCGGCGAUGGGAGAUUCCAAAGCACACGUUUCCCAAACCACUGGCUGGCUUGGGGGCGGGGGGGGGGAAUCGUCCGGCUAGAACAGGGAGAGGCAAGGGGGUGACCCAAAGGCCCUGGACGCUUCCGUCCGGGCCGAGCCAGCCUGGGAGGGGUCGGAGCCGCCCCCCCCCCCCCCCCCCAUCCUCGGCGUCGGGGGUGACGGGGCGGAAAGUUCCUCGUUUGGAGCCGGCCCGAAGACCUCUUCUCUGCUUUGCCACCUGGAGAUAGCGGGGACGGUUUCCACUGCGAUGGGGGGGGGGGGCCCUCUGCCUCUCUGAACACGCACAAUUCGGGAGGUUCACGGGCAGAUAGGAAACAUUAAGUAGGGAGAGAACUAUUGAAGCGACCUAGAGCGAAGAAGGGUCACCAAAGGUGACGGCGGUGGUGAUUUUUAAAUAAAAGGGUAACGGAGCUUUUUGAAGGAACUAGAGCUAGAACAGCUCGGAGUAUUCCACGGGCAGGGCCGGUGGAAAACGGCAGAAGAAACGUGGAAGACUUUCCCGGCCAUUUUUACAGAUUUUUUUUUUUUAAAACCCUGGGGUUGUUUUUCCCCUUCCCGGGACGUAUGGUUUAAUCUUAGGAAAUCGAGUCAAACUGUUACGACGAUUGGUUUCUAGGAUCUUUUUUAACUCUAUAACCUUCCAAAGUAAAAGAAUUCGCUUUCGGGAACCCAGCAAGAUGAGUUAAAUGACAAAGCGGGCCUUCGAAUUACCGUUCUUCUGCCGUCAGCCGCGGUUGAAAAAUGCAGUUGUGAUUUAGAGCGAGUUCACGGCUCCGUCGGACCGGCGGAAGAGACAUCGGUCAGUGUCGGCCGUGACUCCGCUCUCGGGUUUUUAAAUCGACGAUUAAUUGCUUCUGGUUUGUUGUUUUCGGAAACUGAGGUGAGACGAUGAUAAAAGCUGGUUGUGGAAAACAGUCCAUUUUGUAAAUGGUUUUAACUAGGCUUUGACUUUAUCCCAGGAAAGGGGCAAUUGAGGUUGAACUGUUUCAGUUUCUUCUCCAAAGUUUAUGUGGGAAACUUAAAGAAUAAUACGUAGAAGAUAAAUCUAAAUGGGAAAUCACUGGUACCAAAUCAGAAUGUACUCCACCUUAAGCUAUUUAGCAUUAAAAUGAAUGUUAGGGAGAUAAAUGCCAAGCAUUAUGUCAAUACUAAAAUGUAAUCCAUAAUAAAUAACUAAAUUAUUAUUAUUUUGGUAUAAAGGCACUUAAAACUGCACUCUGGGGCAGUUCUGAUGUGGGGAAAACAUGCUUAGAGGGAGGUAUAGCACAUGACUACAAUUUAAAUAUUCAUGUAAGCUCCUCAAGGGCUAGGAACUGACUGUGAGGCCCUCCUCAGCUAAGGAAAAAUACUAAGAUCCCUUAGCAUAAACCUCAGAGUUCAUUUUGAGCAUGUUUUUCCAUCCUGUCUGUAAAGACUUUUUUUGUAAAUAAGCAAGGGAUAUGCUUUUUUUAAAAAAAGGAAAAUGGAAUAUUAUUGUUUGAAUGCACAGCAUGACCUGUUAAAUCGUAACUGUGAUUGUAAUAAGGAUGCAAAAUAAAACUGGAAAGAAUGCUA
Molecule: messenger RNA, 4904 nt
Organism: Ornithorhynchus anatinus (platypus)
Lineage: Eukaryota; Metazoa; Chordata; Mammalia; Monotremata; Ornithorhynchidae
Gene: KDM1B
Product: lysine demethylase 1B
Exons: 21
Coding region: 307-2769 (820 amino acids)
Molecular function (GO): oxidoreductase activity; zinc ion binding; protein binding
Source: RefSeq, a predicted model, not a curated record